AUGUUUGAGCUUGGUGUGGAUGGAAUUGUGAAGCAAUAUCAAGCUGAUCUAAAAACGUACAUUCCACCAGAUAUGUCACAUACAGCAUUCGAUAAAAAUAUGAAAAAAAAUCGUUAUAAGGAUGUGAUAUGCAUUGAUAAGACACGUGUUGUAUUGCAGGAGGGAGAAUCUGACUAUAUUCACGCAAACCACGUUAAAGGUGAUCCAUUCCUGAACUCAUUCAUUUGUACUCAGGGACCAAUGAAAAUAACAGUAAACGAUUUCUGGAUUAUGAUAAUGCAAGAAAAAGUAAGCAAUAUUAUUAUGCUCUGCAAUAUUCUUGAAGUGGCAAAAACAAAUGCUUUCAAUACUGGCCACAAGAUGUUGGCUCAUCGCUUACAUUUGGAGAUAUACAAGUAUCAUGUUCUGAGGCCUGAUAAAGGUGUACCAACAAGUGUAUUGGCUCCAUUUCGGAUAUUAAGAAUUGUACGACAGUCGCUGCAUCGUACUACGGUUGUUCAUUGCUCAGCAGGUAUUGGUCGUACCGGCUGCAUAGUUGCUAUCGAAAUGGGUUUACAACAAAUUCUAUCCGGAAAACCGUUGUUUCUUAUUGAUAUGAAAGCUGAAAAAUUCUCCGAUGAAUAUACUGCUAUGCUAGCAGCUAAAAAAGCUGCAAGAGAACAGAAAAUUACAGCACAACCGGAAACUGAACGAACUGAUGAUCAGGCAGCAAUAAUGAAAGUAGAAGAGAAGAAAGAAGAACCAUCACAAAAAUCAAAACAAUCAGUACAGGAAGUUAUAGAACGUGCAGCAGUGUUAAGAUUAGAACCACCAAAAAUUGAACAAAAGCAGCCACAACCGUUGCAGAUAUUUGCGAAUGAGAAGCAAUCAUCGAAAGUUGAACAAGCGCCUUCUGCUGUUCCGGUUCAACAGAUCGAGAAAUCAACUCAACCGAUACCAGCACCUCUUGCUGAUAUAGUUCAAGGACAGUUGAAACAAGUCCAGCUAAUACCAACUGCUCCUGCUGUCCCAACUCAUCAAUCACAGAAGCAAAUUCAACCGGUACCAAAAGGUCCUGUUGUCCCGAUUCAGCAACCGCACAAACAAAUCCAACCGGUAUCAAUAACUCCUGCUGCUCCCGUUCAGCAACCACAGAAGCAACUUCAACAGAUACCAAUAGCUGCUGCUGUCCUAACUCAGCAAACGCAGAAGCAAAUUCAACCGGUACCAAAAGGUCCUGUUGUCCGGAUUCAGCAACCGCACAAACAAAUUCAACCGGUAUCAACAACUCCUGCUGUCCCAAUUCAGCAACCACAGAAACAAAUCCAACCAGUACAAACAGCUCCUACUCCUACUGUUCCAAUACUGCAACCGCAGAAGCCAGUCCACUCGGCACCGAGAGUUCUCGUUGUCUCAACUGAGCAAUCUCAGAAACAAAUUCAACCGGUACCAACAGCUCCUGUUGUUCCAACUCAGCAACCACAGAAACAAGUUCAACCGGUACAAACAGCUCCUACUCCUACUGUUCCAACACUGCAACCGCAGAAGCCAACCCAAUCUGUCCCAACUGAGCAAUCUCAGAAACAAAUUCAACCAACAACUCCUGCUGUUUCAACUCGGCAACCGCAGAAACAACUACCAGUAAUCGCAAAGUCGAAGUCAACACAAAAUCCAGCACUGAAACCGACUCAAAUACCAUCCUUGUUAACAACACAGAGUAAAACAUCGAAUUAUGAGCCAAGCAAUAGAAAAAGGUAA
Messenger RNA from Brugia malayi, 1737 nucleotides. RefSeq lists its product as uncharacterized. The record is from RefSeq and is a predicted model, not a curated record. Gene Ontology annotation, biological process: protein dephosphorylation. Gene Ontology annotation, molecular function: protein tyrosine phosphatase activity. The transcript has 7 exons. Lineage: Eukaryota; Metazoa; Nematoda; Chromadorea; Rhabditida; Onchocercidae. Bases 1 to 1737 code for a protein of 578 amino acids.